AUGGCAUCAGAAUUCCAUCUAUUCACCUCUCUCCCAACAGAGAUACGGCUAAAGGUCUGGGAGCAUGCCUUGCGGCCGUAUAGCCCUUCUCGCCCCGGCGCUCACUUCUUCUCGGUGACGAACUUCAAAGAGGAUGGCGACCAGCUUGCAAGACUUAGAGCUCCGUGCGUCCUGGGCUCCCGCUGUAAACUCAACCACGGCCAUACUUACUACCUUGCCGCACCAAAGUUUGGUAUCAGUCAUUCUUGGACCAACAACAAUCCGUCUGCCUAUCUUUGGGAUUUUGGUAUGUGGAGCGCAUGCAGCGAAUCUAGAGAAAUUAUCGAAGACCAUUAUAAGACGGAAUACUGGGCGGCAAAACUUCUGGAAGACAGCAAAUGCGAUUAUCCUCCCAAGCCUGAUGCCGAUGCUUGCGUCCCGUUCAUAUUCCCGCGGAGCAACGAAGAUUGGCGCUUUGCCAUACGUCCAAAUCGAGAUCUUAUAUGCUUCCAACCACUCAAUCCGCUUACUAUAGGAUACCAUAGAAAGGGUACCUAUCUCACGGAAGAUAUUUCUAUGGUAAAUCCCACAACGGGUUUACGUGAUGUUAAAAACAUGGCGUUUGAGUUUGAUUCGAGCUGGUGCGACGAUCUUAAGGUGGUGUCUUGUCCUCAAGAUUUCCGUGCUUACUUUGAGGAGAAAAGUCCUCGAGGUCUCUUCAUUCGCCUUUUUCUGGAAUUAGACGCUUGUGGCGAACGAUAUGAUCCAAUUUGGCUCAUCGAUUACGGCCUCAAACAAGACCCUCCGAAACGCGACCUUGGAGAAGAUCGUCCUCGUAUACCUUGGCCUUAUCAAAGGACAUUCUUUGCAAAUGAUCGAAAAUUCGUCCAAGUUGGUCGAUUUUACACAGACGAGUAUAAGUCUACCGAAAGAUGGUCUGCACUUGACUUCUUGGAAGAACUCAGUGAUAUGCUUGGAGGUGUUUCGCCCGGUCAUGCGUUCCACCAUUAUGAGGGAAAGUUUAGCUGGGAUGGCUCUUGCCCAAUUUGCGAAGAAAAUGCAAGGACGGGGAUUUGGUACGACAUUCGCAGUGACAUUGAAGUUCUGGUGCUUCUGCAAAAGGACGCAAUAGAAAUCAUACCUGCGGCUUAG
Molecule: messenger RNA, 1131 nt
Organism: Trichoderma atroviride IMI 206040
Lineage: Eukaryota; Fungi; Ascomycota; Sordariomycetes; Hypocreales; Hypocreaceae
Source: RefSeq, a predicted model, not a curated record